AUGCUCUCCGGGGCGCCGCCGCCGCCGCCCGCCGGCUUCCCCAGCCCGCCGCCGCCUCAGCCGCCGCCGCCGCCGCCGCCCGCCGCUCCCCAGCACGGGCCGCCGCCGCCGCCGCCGCCGCCGUUCCUGCCGGGGAAGGGCGGCCUGCAGAUCCGGAAGAAUGCCAUCACGGACGACUACAAGGUCACCACGCAAGUGCUGGGGCUCGGCAUCAACGGGAAAGUUUUGGAGAUCUUCAGCAAGAAGAGCGGCGAGAAGUUCGCGCUCAAGAUGCUGCAGGACUGCCCCAAGGCCCGCAGGGAAGUGGAGCUGCACUGGCGGGCGUCGCAGUGCGCGCACAUCGUCCGCAUCAUGGACGUCUACGAGAACCUCUACCAGGGGAGGAAGUGUCUGCUCAUCGUCAUGGAGUGCUUGGAUGGUGGGGAGCUCUUCAGCCGGAUUCAAGACAGGGGAGACCAGGCCUUCACAGAACGGGAGGCUUCAGAGAUCAUGAAGAGCAUUGGGGAAGCCAUCCAGUACCUGCACUCGAUCAACAUCGCUCACCGGGACGUGAAGCCGGAAAACCUCUUGUACACCUCCAAAAGGCCCAAUGCUGUGCUAAAGCUCACAGACUUCGGCUUUGCCAAGGAAACCACCACGCACAACUCCUUGGCCACUCCGUGCUACACGCCGUACUACGUGGCCCCGGAGGUGCUGGGCCCAGAGAAGUACGACAAGUCCUGUGACAUGUGGUCCCUCGGUGUCAUCAUGUACAUUCUGCUGUGUGGGUACCCCCCCUUCUACUCCAACCACGGCCUGGCCAUCUCUCCCGGCAUGAAGAAGCGAAUCCGAAUGGGCCAGUACGAGUUUCCCAAUCCUGAAUGGUCUGAAGUGUCAGAGGAAGUGAAGCAGCUGAUCCGCAACCUGCUGAAGACGGACCCGACCCAGCGCAUGACGAUAACGGAGUUCAUGAACCACCCCUGGAUCAUGCAAUCCAUGCAGGUGCCCCAGACCCCGCUGCACACCAGCCGGGUGCUGAAAGAGGAGAAGGAUCUGUGGGAGGAUGUGAAGGAGGAGAUGACAAGCGCCCUGGCCACCAUGAGAGUGGACUACGAACAAAUCAAGAUCAAGAAAAUCGAAGAUUCCUCAAACCCUUUGCUGAUGAAGAGGAGGAAGAAAGCCAACCCCACCGAGCCUGCCGCACUCCCCCACUGAGGGUGCCCCGCCAGCCCUCGAGAAAGCAAUAACUAUAUAUAUAUAUUUUUUAAGAAAGAAAAACAGAAAAAAAAAGACGAAACAGACUGUUAUAUCAAGCGCAUGGAAUCCAGACAUUUAUACCAGACUAGUUAUUUUUAGCUACUCACCUGUGUUUCUGACCUUUCUGGAGCAGGUGGUAAGAUCCCCAUCCGAUCCACUCCUGCGGCCCGGGAUUUUGUCCUGUAGGUGAACGCCGCCGAUUAAUUGGAUUUUUAUUUUUCUUUCGUGAGACAGUUUUGAUUUAUAUUUCUUUUUUUCUUUUUUUUUUUUUUUUCCCCUUCCUUCCUUCCUUCCUUCCAAAGACACGGAAACUCCUGUGGUGACCUUUUUAGGGUAUAUAACGUAUAAAUAUUUUUUAAAA
This is a messenger RNA of Empidonax traillii (willow flycatcher), 1597 nucleotides long. RefSeq names its product mitogen-activated protein kinase-activated protein kinase 2 (gene MAPKAPK2). Lineage: Eukaryota; Metazoa; Chordata; Aves; Passeriformes; Tyrannidae. The record is from RefSeq and is a predicted model, not a curated record. Gene Ontology annotation, biological process: toll-like receptor signaling pathway; intracellular signal transduction; protein autophosphorylation. Bases 1 to 1194 code for a protein of 397 amino acids. Gene Ontology annotation, cellular component: nucleus; cytoplasm. Gene Ontology annotation, molecular function: mitogen-activated protein kinase binding; ATP binding; calcium-dependent protein serine/threonine kinase activity. The transcript has 10 exons.